AUGACUACUGUUUUUGUUCCAGGAAUUAACCAGCGAAUUAUACUAGCGGUGGAGAAUCAACUAGCUCUCGAUAACGGCCUGCUCUCAGGCUUUGUCUUUAUGUUACAUGACUACGGUAAGGACGGCGGCCACUAUUGGACGGUCUGCUCUGGGGCAUUAUACUCCUGGAACAUAGUUUUACCUCCGCAGGGAUGUUUAUCUAUGUUCCUUAUCAGCGACCCACUGAAGGAUAUCAUAACUUUCCUCUUACAAGGGAUGCUGGCUAUCCGGGUAUACCUGCUAUACGGGAAAUCGAAGCUGGUCCUUUUCCCUCUUCUUACGGGUUUCAUUGUUACGCAUAUCGCCAAUUCUGCCGUAGGCAUCGUAACAUGGAUUGUCGCCUUCAAGUUUGACGACGAGUUACAGUACGCAAAUAUCGCGACAUGUCAGCUGUAUUACCCAGCAGAAUACACUUGGCUUCUCCCCGCAUCGAACAGCAUCAUUUUGGGAUUCGAGGUCCUUCUUAGCGGUUUUGUGUUCAGAUAUGCCCUAAAACAUUUGCCUACUCCUUUCUGGAGAUCUCCAAAACGAUCGUUGUGCACUAUGAAGUCGGUCAUUGUGCAGGAUAACCUGAUAUACUUUCUCAUCGCGCUUUUUGCUCUGGUUGUCAACAUCAUCGAGGGUUCUCCUAUAGCUAGUCCAGGGCCGUGCGCUUCAUGCUGGAUCAUUGCGAAGAUGACACGAUUUAUUCAUCUUACCAUGAUUGGACCAUGGAUGGUGCUUAGCUUGCAGAGACAACAUGACAGUGAUGUAAACGGAACGCAGUCAGAAACACAGGCAAGUGCGCCAAUGCGGUUUGCUGCGACGUCUUCCGUUUCCACAGAGGCUACAAGGGAGACCCACUCAUGGCGGACCCCAAUGAUCCAAUUAGUGAUACCCGGUUUUCCCGAGAUCUGCUCGUGUGGCGGGGGGAAGCUGAGAUGA
This is a messenger RNA of Coniophora puteana RWD-64-598 SS2, 963 nucleotides long. RefSeq lists its product as uncharacterized. The transcript is spliced from 13 exons. The record is from RefSeq and is a predicted model, not a curated record. The coding region runs from base 1 to 963 and encodes 320 amino acids. Lineage: Eukaryota; Fungi; Basidiomycota; Agaricomycetes; Boletales; Coniophoraceae.